This is a messenger RNA of Thrips palmi, 7205 nucleotides long. RefSeq lists its product as uncharacterized. Gene Ontology annotation, biological process: protein phosphorylation; actin cytoskeleton organization. The transcript is spliced from 12 exons. Gene Ontology annotation, molecular function: protein serine/threonine kinase activity; ATP binding. The record is from RefSeq and is a predicted model, not a curated record. Lineage: Eukaryota; Metazoa; Arthropoda; Insecta; Thysanoptera; Thripidae. Bases 634 to 4104 code for a protein of 1156 amino acids. Gene Ontology annotation, cellular component: nucleus; cytoplasm.
CAGUCGUGGGGUAUCUCUGGUGCAAACGGGGAAGAGGAACAAGCGCAGGCCAGUUUUCAUUCAGUCGAAACUCUUCUUGAAGAUGUCGUUGCAGUGAGAACAUGGCGACCGAGCCGCGAGGAUCUCUGUUGAUGUCUGUGUUAAAAACUGUCACUCGCAGUGGACGUUUGCAAAUUAAGUGAAGUUUUGCUUCAAGUCCGUUUUUCGAAGCUGUGCUUUCGAUGAUCGUGCGCGUGCCGUCUCGGAAUAACGACCUCAAUACCCCAUUCCGACGGUUUAAUUUGUGGAUUUGACAGAAGAGCUUCCGCCUACUUUCAAAACAUUGCAGUCCUGGAUCUUCUUGUCAGUUUCUGAAGAAAGUGCAUACGGUGUUUGUGGCCGCAGACGCAUUAAGACAACUCUCAUCGUCCAUGGAACAACCCCGAUUGAGGCCAUGGAUCUUGUUGCUGGUCUGAUGAUUUGUGUAAACAUUGAUCCAGAGGCCCAUUCUGUGCUCAGCCCCCUUUUACAAGCUCUACCAUUUCCCUAUAAAUAUUCAGCCUGUCAGUAAUGAUGGCUUUUCACCUACUCCAACGACCCCUCUUCUGUGAAAGAACUUUAAAUGAGUGAUGUUAUAGUAAAGUGGUCUUCAAAAUGAUUCAAGCGUCAAGUGGUCAUCGGAGUGACAAUGGUUUUAGUAAAAAAUUAAGUGAUAGUGGUGGAACAGCUAUCAUGAACCUAUCUCCUGAAAGGAUUGUGGUGCCCUCAUCAAGCUCGGCCUCUCUGGAUACCAGGCUGGGCCCGGGCGUACCUACACUCAAGUUAUCACGUGUCACGGGCUCCUCAUGUCAAGCGCUGCGACAUGCAGUUGCAGCCCUAAAUCGUCUUGAUGACUUCACAAGAGAGAAAAUAGGAUCAGGAUUCUUUUCUGAAGUUUUCAAGGUGACGCACCGGACGACGGGCCAGGUGAUGGUGCUGAAGAAGAACCUGCUGCGCUCCAACCGGCCCAACAUGCUCAAGGAGGUGCAGCUCAUGAACCAGAUGAGCCAUCCCAACAUCCUGAGGUUCAUGGGCGUGUGUGUGCACGAGGGCCAACUGCAUGCGCUGACUGAGUACCUGAACGGCGGCAGCCUGGAGCAGCUGGUGCAGUCCCGCGGCACGGAGCUGCCCUACGCCGUGCGCAUGAAGCUGUCCCUGGACAUCGCCCGCGGCAUGGAGUACCUGCACUCGCGGGGCGUCUUCCACCGCGACCUCACGUCCAAGAACGUCCUGAUUCGGCGCAACGAGGAGACGGGCGAGCUGACGGCGGUGGUCGCCGACUUCGGACUGGCCGCCAAAAUUCCCGACCCACUGUGCGGCUACCGGCUGCCGACGGUGGGCUCGCCCUACUGGAUGUCGCCGGAGUGCCUCAAGGGCCAGUGGUACAACGAGAAGUCGGACGUGUUCUCGUACGGCAUCGUGCUGUGCGAGCUGAUAGCGCGCGUCGAGGCGGACCCCGACGUGCUGCCGCGCACGCAGAACUUCGGCCUGGACUACUUGGCCUUCGCGCCGCUGUGUCCGGCGGCCUGCCCGCCCUACUUCCUCAAGCUCGCCUUCCACUGCUGCACGUUCGAGCCCAAGAGCCGGCCCUCCUUCUCGGAGAUCGUCCGCAAGCUGGAGGCCAUGCUGCGCGGCAAGAGCUCCCCCGAGUACGCCGAGUACCCCAGCGCGGCGGCGGCGUCGCUGGAAGGCGCCGCGGGCUCGGCGACGUCGACGGCGGCGGCCAAGACCAAGGGCGCCAUCUCGGAGGCGUGCCUCGCCAACCUGGCCAGCUCGUCCCUGGCCGCGAGGUCCGUCGAGGUGAUCCCCAGCAUCGCCACCCCGGACGACGGCAAGAGCAUCAACCGCCACAAGAAGCUGAGCCACCGGCGGUCGCUGUCCGAGGACGUGGGGCUCAUGGUGGCGUUCCCGGCGCACACGUCGCCCAGCGAGAAGGCGCGCUGCCACUUCAUGGGGGCCGCGGCCUCGGCGGGCGCGGCGGCCAACCCGGGCGGCACGUCGCGCAUCACGGCCAAGCACGUGGGCGAGAGCAUGUGCCGCGAGGACCCGCACUACCUGCCCGCCGAGGAGGGCGCCGAGCGGCUCAACCCGUUCGCGGCGCUGUCGCACUUCCGCGGCGUCAAGAAGAUCCUCGGCGACAAGUCGGCGGCCGUGGGCAGCGCGGCGGCCUUGGGCGUGGGGGACUUGGCGUGCAGCGGCGACCUGUUCUCGUCGUGCUUCGAGCUGCCGUCGCCGUUCUUCAGCCCCACGCAGCUCAGCCCGCCGUUCGCGGAGGGCGGCGCCGCGCCACGCCGCGCCUCGCACGACUGCUCGUCGCUGUCCUCGACGUCCACGGCGCGGCCCUACACCGCGGACACCAUCAAGAGGGCCCCCCGCAAGCUGUCGCUGGGGCCUGGCGGCGGUGCCGGCGGCGGGCCGCCCUUCACAGUGCCCUCGGCCGACCUGCUGGGGACGACGGCGGCCUCGAGGCCGGCCCCGGAGUGCGUGCCGCCCGUGGUGAACGCGGGCCAGGACCUGUGGUGCAAGGUGGGGUCGCGGUGGCGGCUCAAGAGCGAGGUGGAGGCGGAGCAGGCCGAGUCGGGCCCCGGCGGCGCUGAGAGCCCCUCGAGCGUGGUGCAGCAGCCCCGGCAGGACGACGGGCUGAUCCAGGGCUCGAUAUUCUCGCCGCAGAACCGGGCGGCCGACGACUACCUCAAGAUGGACAGCGAGGCCAACGAGGGAUGCGGCGCCAAGGCGGGCGCCAAGGCCAAGCAGGCCGAGAUCGGCGAGCGGCUGGAGUCCAAAGAGGACCGCCGGAGCGACGCCUCGGAAGGGGUGACGCCCGCCCAGGAAGCGGAGGCCACUCUCGACGGUGUGGCUGACGAGGACGUGCAGGGGCCGCAGAAGAAGUCCUGGCACCACAGCCUGUCGCUGCCGUCCUCGCCCACCUUCGUGCGGCGGCGGCCCACUGUGUGGACGGGCGCGGCCGGCACAGCCAUCAACCCCAAGGUGCUGACGCAGCGCCUGCUGGAGACGCAGACGCAGGGGAGGACGGGCUGCGGCGGUCUGAGCCUGAGCCCCAGGCCCAAGGCCUGCCGAGUGCACGGCGUGCAUGGCGUCGAGGAGGACGGCGUGUUCUCCGGCCACUCGUCCGCCCUGGAGGUGCUGGACUUGAGGCCGGACGCCAAGGCGCUGGCCGUGGAAGCGCGGCUGGGCGGGCUUGGUGGGCUGGGCCCUGCGCCACUGCAGCGGCGGUUGUCAUCGUCAUCGUCCAACCUCAACAGCCUGCUGCUCUCCGAGGACGACGCGGCCACCGGCGCCGUCCUGGGCGGCUUGCCGUCCGUUGCGCUGCGCCGUCGUGGUUCCUGUGAAUCUGGCUUCUUCAGCUGCCUCGGGGAAGACUAUGGCUUACUAGGAUGCGACCCACUGUCACCAUCUGACUUUUGCUCAGGGCCUGCCCGUCACACUCUGUGCUCCUCAUCAGCAGCUUCGUCUCUGUUUCUGCUCGAUGAUUCCGCAGUUUCCACAACCACCGUGUCGUCUGGAGAGUUAGCAGAUUUGGAUGACUUGGCACCAAAUGGUUCUAGUAGUUGUGGCUUAAGUACACGACACCAUUCUCUACUCUUCUCUGCCAAAAGAUCAUCUUCUAUUUAUACUGACAGUUCUGAAGAUGUCUCAAGCCUAGGGGGCGAUCCUGCCUAUUGGGAAGAGAGAGGCUUCACCGCAAACCCGGCUUCACAGCAAAUUAGCAAGAUUGUAGAAUACUUUGAGCGGAAGCAAAAUAGUAACCCGUCCUCCGGUCCUGGACCUGGAUCUAGGAGACCAUCAGCCAAAUUGCAGCCUCAGAUAUCGGCUUCAACACGGCGAUUUUCAUUAAAUCCUCAUGAAAAUACAUACUCCAUAUGUGAUGCAAUUCGUUCAUCAGACAUAGCCUUCUUACGGAAAUCUUUAGGCCAGACAAGUUGUUCCAAAGGUGUAAUGGCAGCUAGCCCUCCACCAGUGCCCCUAUCUAGGCAUCACGGGGCCAAGCGCUGUGCCAGUCAAAGACUGAUUGUUUGUGAAGGUGCUGUUAAGUCUAAGCUUCCCCUUUUCGACAAAAAAUCAUAGAGAAUUUAGAGUAUUUAUGGUUUAAUUUGAAUGUAUUACCUAUUUGUAUGUUUAAUAGUCUAUUAUAUCCUUUUUCUUUUUAUGUGGAUCACUGCAGUAUUUAUAUUACUUGUGUACCUCAGUCAUGUGUAUCAGGAGUAAGCAAUAUCUGUUAAAAUGUUGUUUUUCUUUUCAUUUUUUUGUGUGAUUGUGUGUGUAUUUGUGUGUUUUAUGAUAACAUUCUGUUUGUGCAAGAUUGAAACAAUGCCUUUCUAAACACAUCAUUUUUUAGAAAAGAAAUAAUGAAGUACUUCUUGGUUUGAAUUCUUCAUUUUCAAAAGUGUUCUGUUUUUGACUUUUCCAGUCUGGCAUGCACGGGUGAAACGUUCAUCAUCCCUUUAGGAUCCAAUCUGUUGUGUCCAGUACUUAAUUUUCAACCAGCAUGGUUGUCUAGCAGUUGUUUUUUGUGCCUGCCCCUUAAAGUAUGGGUCUUUAUUCCCACCUAAAUUAAUUUUGACACCUGAUGCAACUUCUUGUAAGACUGCUUUCAUACUAUUGAGACAAAUGGUGUAAAAAUAACUUGAAUUAAUAUCUUGCAUUUGGUCUCAUUUCUUGAUUGUAAUCAACCUUUCUAUUUAUAUUUUAAAAAAUGGCUGCUUCAAGCAAUGAACAAUUUUUUUUUCAACAUACCUUUAUGUUAAAACGGGUUACAAUGGAUGGUUGUGCGUUGGCAAGCCUAGUGACAUUGAAACAGUCUUCCUUGAUACUUCCCUUGUUUGACAAUUUGGGCAUUUUUUCAUUAUACAUUACGCACUGUUAUCUCAACACUUUGUAACCUCAUGUUACUAAUGUUUUUCUGGUGUUAAGUGAUACUACCUAGGUUUUAGAGUAAGUCCUCGCUGUUUGUUUAGAGCAUAAUAGCUAGUCUAGUCGUUCUGUCCAACAAGAAAGUGUGUCACAAGUCUCGUUUGUCCAUUUAGUUUCUUUUCUUUUACAUGUCAAGAUGAAUUACUCUUCUCUUUACAGUACUCAAGAACAAGUAAUGUUUUCAUGUUAAUUCAGAAAUGAGUUCUUAAAUUGCUCAUUUUUCUUCUGUUUAGUUGUACAGUUUCGGAACAUCUUCUAACCUUCUGUAAAAAUAUUAUGAAAUACCUACCAGUCUUCCCAUUUUUCAUCUUGUUCAUUGGUUGUGACACAAUUCCUAGAAGAACACCAAAUUCCUCAAUUCCUAUUUGAUGAAUAAAGUAAGAUAUUUUCUUCAUUUGUUAUGAUUUUGUCUUCCACUAUCAUUUCAAUUAAGAAUUGAUUGUAAUUCUUUAAUCAUUUAGAAAAUAUGAGACCAUUGAAAUGUUCUUUGCUAGUCAAGGAGUAUUUUUAUUGUUACUCUUGUUACUCAUACAUGAAGUAUAAGUUCGAGUCAGCUCAUUCAGAGCUGAGUGUUCAGUGUGAAUGUGCCUUGAUACAGAGCUUGUUAUUAACAUCUGUCCUGAUCAAAGUGGAAGGCCCUCCAUGGAUAUUGAACAGUUCAAAUUAGUAUUUCCCCAAACCAGCUUUCCCACUGAUCAACAGGAAGUUUGAGCUGGCAUGUUUUUAGUUUGUUUGUUGGCAUCAUUUAAUAAAAGGGUUGUCCAAUUCAGUUGUGCAUCAAGAAAGCCAAAAUGGUGGGCAGCCCAAUCAAAGUAGUUUUCUGUUCACAAGAUUGAGCUCAGGUUUCAUCCAGUGCUCCCUUUUUUUGUUUUCUUUCCUUAUCCUGGAAUGGAUGUGUUAUGUGAGCCUGAAUUUGUUGGACUGAUGAAACAUCAUGGUAGCUAAUACACGGUUGGUAUUUUAUUCUACAAUAAUUUAUUUUGAUUUAAUGUGUACUAAUUUCAUCUCAUAUUAGAUGUUUAGUUGCAUCCUAUCCAAAAGAGUUUUGUAGGCGUCAAAGGGAUACUGAUAUUCAUCUGUAUUGAAUGAAUGUACCCUGCUUUAAGUGAAAUUUUAUUGUUACCAACUAACUAUGUAACAUGUUAGUAAAACCUUUUACUUCUCUCACUGCCAUAUUUCAAGAUCAACAUUACCUUCAUUGUACUGAGUAAUGUAUGUGUUGUUUUCUGUGAAAUGCUGGUGUACUUGUCCGUAGUAGUUUAUUAUUGAAAUGAAAGACUGCAUUUUCGUCCCUUGGAGAUAUAUGAUGCUGUAACUCUGUUUUUAUUUCUUGAUGAGUUACAUGUUUGAGAAAAUGAAUGUGACUGUUGUGUAUUGCUCAAGUUUACGUGCAAAUCAUUUGAUAGACCAGCUCACAUUUAAUUUGUUCCCCUUUCUUCUGGAAACAGUGAUUCAAGAAAUCUUAUUAUUAUGUAGGUAUUGUUUAAUCAUGAGUUAGGUAAAAGUUGUUUCAGAGAAAUGGAGUGUAUUUUUUCUAUUAUACAAAAUGUAUUUGUGUUAGUUUGGAGAAAAAUUAGAAACGUCUGUUCAGUGCGUGUACUUCUUUGCUCAUAGCUCAUAAUCUGAGACAUUUUGUGUGUUUUCGUAUGAAUGGACAUUCCUUUUGUACUUUUAAGAUAACAAUUUCUUUAAAUCUUUUUACUUCAAAAUUCAGAAAUUAGAGUUUUUCCCAGCAAUAAUUGAAAACAAACAAUGUUUGUUACAAAAAUUCUGAGAGUCAAGUUUUUCCCAGCAAUAACUUGGACCUGCUUUUCCAAACAUUGUUUGUUUUGUUACAGUUCCCACUAUUCAUACUUGUGUGGCAGUAAACUGAUCUUAUUGGUUUUUCUGUAGCGAAAUUUCAAAAUUUGUCUCAUUAUUUGCCUUUUCAAGACUAUUGUUUCCAUCUGUAAAUUCAUUCGUAACCUGCUAAUUUAGGGAGGCUCGUCAAAUGUUUUGACUCUUUUGAAUACCUUUCUCCUAUGAUAUCGGGAUGCUUCAAUGUAUUUGCACUUUUUAUGUAGUUUUAUUUAUUUUGCUAUUUCACAUAAAAAUUGUAGUCCAAUCAUGUGGAUUUGUUGUUUAGGUCGUAAGUCGGGUCUAGUCAUGUCCACCCAAAGCUGAACAGACUUUGUUACUCCACAUGCAUAUAACUAGAUUGAAUUGUAUGUCAAGUGUCAAGUAUUAUAUUAAAUAAAACAUUAUUUUUUAAAAUU